ACUCGUUAGUCCUCGGCCUAAUUUCCGUCAGACCACUGUAGUGUAGACCUCCUCAACUUCAUGACUUUUCAGUGUCCAACCUCCGUUAGUAGGAGAUGCGAGAUUAAACAACACCUGUCGCGGUACACAGCAGCAAACAUUUCCCCCACCUACACAAACCUCUUCCCUUCCUCGCCAUCUUCUAUACCUCACUCCUCCAUUUUCCCUCCCAUCCAAAGCCCCACACCUCGUUCAAUACCUUUAAGUGGAAGUCCUUUUCCAUUGCACAAAUAAGACAACCAAGCCCCUCCCCGUAAUAUCUCCCUCCUCACACCAGGGACGACAAUGGUGUGUUGGAUAUAAAAGGCCAUUGCAGGCCACCAGCAAGUGGACUACGAGCUCACCUACAGGAGGAGGCACUUUCCCGACCAAUCAAGCAGCAAGGACAUUGGACAUCACCGGCUACCUGCCUGCAACACAUCCUCACGGGCCUGACCAUCGGCACUGACCACUUCCACCCGAGGACAGACAAGGGAGGGCGAGUUGUCGCUGUACGAGACAGACAUGGCAUCAGCACAUCACCUGCUCGCCGCCGCCUUUAGUCUGUGCGGACUUUUGUUUCUUCUUCACGUCGUCACAGUCAACAGCCUCAGGUGCAAGACGUGUCGUUUGACGGAUGAAGGAUGCGAUUCCAGAGAUUUGCCAGAGAAGGACUGUGGUUCCUACGCCCUCUGUCGCACUGUAGUAUUUUUCUACAAGAAUGGCGACACACAGGUUACAUUUCGAGACUGCGUAAAUGGUAAAGACUGGAAAAACAAGUGUGAAGAUGUGGUACAUUCGAGGAAUUGUUAUUACUACUGUGACACUGACAACUGUAACAAUAUCUCCUACAAACAAUAAGAAGAGGACUGACUUGUCAGAAACCUUCAUGGGUACAAAAGCUAUGCCUCCAGUUCUUUUGUAUUAAUACAGAACCAUGCCAACAAGUACUCUUCAAUAAAAUUUCAGCCAAAUUACACACAAGAUAAACCAUUUCAUUCCACUCAAAAUGUCUUCUAUUAUUUCCUGCUCUGCACCGUCGGAAACGUUUCAAGUAGACAUUCCUAAAGGCUUUUUAAACAAUUUCGCCUUGUCGUAAAUUGAUUGUGAUAUUUCACAUGAAAUUGUUUGCUUGGUCCUGAA
Messenger RNA from Pomacea canaliculata, 1161 nucleotides. RefSeq lists its product as uncharacterized. NCBI's taxonomy places the organism in Eukaryota, Metazoa, Mollusca, Gastropoda, Architaenioglossa, Ampullariidae. The record is from RefSeq and is a predicted model, not a curated record. The coding region runs from base 544 to 879 and encodes 111 amino acids. The transcript has 3 exons.